AUGGAGGAUGAGGAGGCAGGGGAUAUGCCGUUCCGAGAGGUGGUGGGAAGCCUGAUGUGGAUCGCCAACCAGACGAGGCCCGACAUCUCAAAUGCUGUGCGGGCAGUGGCGAGGCAAUCUCAUGAGCCAAAGAAAAGCCACUGGAAGGCGACCCAGAAGAUUCUGAGUUUUCUUCUGGAGACGGCACAUCAAGCUUUGAAGUACAAGCAGGAUGAUACGGUAGAAGUAGGCACGUUGGUGUACGUAGAUGCUGACUUCGCUAGCAAGGCCACUGACCGUAUAUCAGUUUCGGGGGCAUUACUUCUUGUAGCUGACUGUCUUGUUGCUUGGAUUUCUAGGACGCAGAAUUGUGUUUCAUUGUCGACGUCUGAAGCAGAGUAUAUUGCGAUGGGCGAUGGUGUGAAGGAAACUCUGCUUGUGAACGGAAUGCUAGAGUUCUUAAGGCCUAGUGAGAAACUUGGUAAGAUUCAGGCUGCCAUCGCUUCUGCAGGCCAAGUCGGGUGGGCGAGGCCAGGAUUAGUCGGGCCGUGCUGCGAGAGGCACGGCAGGUGCGGCGGGAUUUGUGUGUUCCACCGAGCAGCCACCAAGAGCUGCGUGGUCGUCAGGGAGGGCGACACUGCGGGAGGAGAGAGCAGCAGUAGGCCGGACGUGGAUGGCGCCCUGGUGCGGGCUGUUGAGGUCCCUGCUGAAGGUGCGGGUCGUGGGAGCAGAGGAGAGUAUCCGCUACUCCCGAGCCGGUUGCUAUAUCGGUUUGUCCCCAUUAAAAGGGCGUGUAGGAGGGGGCACGCGGAGGCGGUGGAGUUCUGCCGCCUGCACCCCAGCAGCAUGGAAGGAACACAAGACCGGGAGAUGGCCUGGAGGUAUACAACACCAAUGUCUGCUGGGGCGGGUCUGGAGACAAGGCCGGAGCGGGAAUGCCCGCGGGUUGUACCCGCAAGCACGGCAGUGGCCGUGGCUGCCUUCUACCAAGAGCGGGAAGGGGGCAGCGAACAUCAAGGCGCGUGGGGUACCGCGUGCACUCUACAUCAUCAGCUGGCGGGGCCCGGAAAUACGUAGCUGUGGGAUGGUGGAGUUCAAAGACACGAGAAAGCCGUCGUGUGCCUGUCUGCUACACCGCUACACCGAGGAACGUCGGGACGCCGAGGGACGUCGGGUGUGGGCGGGUGGGGAGGGAAGCAAAACGGACCAGCCGCGCGGUGGAUUUCCGCGGGCACUAUCUUCAUUUUGGUUGGUACCGGAAUGUGUUUUUUUUUGUUUUUGUUUUUUUUCUGAUUCUUUUGUAUGUGGCGUUUAGCAGUAAAGGGCGAUAACUUGUAUUGCACGUGAAUAGUCGCAAGUGAGGCGCUGUUGCGGACUUGCAUAGAUCGCUGUUAAUUGCUUGUUGAUAUCCAUGGGUGUUUCCGCCGCCACAUGCUCGAGUUUCACGCGUCACCGCUUGUUUUGUGUUCCCUGUGUGGCCUGUGUGGUUGCAGAAUAAGGGAGGGUGGCGCCGUGCGUGGGUUUUUUGUUUUGGAGAGUGUAAUGCUCGGAAAGUUUUGCGCCCGGCCUGUAGAUAUUCUGCAAUGUGACAGAGCUAUGGUCGUCCACUCAGGUCGUCCACUCAUGAUUGAGGUGGAAGUAUUCCGGUCUUGCAGUUAUUGGAUGACGGAGGGCGUUGCCUCUUGGGUGUUGUUGGACUCUAUUUACGGGAGGAGUUUGGUCGUGUUUCCACGAUGUUGCAUGUACCAUGUGUCUGAUUUGUUGAUUGAAUGCUGGACGAUCGCCACGUGUAUGUGCUUCUAGGCAACCAAGUGACUGAGUAGUCUGGUGAAUAAGACCAUGUAACGAGUAAGGAUACGCCGGGAGUUCGAAUCUCACCAGGCGUCGCCUUUGUUCAAGGAAUGAAGAAAGGAAAGCGCCUUUCCGAGAAGGGGAAAGCGACGCGCGUUGUUUGGCACACUAGAGAGGGCGUAUGAAGUCGUCCCCAACUACCAGGUAUGUGUUGCGUAAGGAAGGGCAUACGGCGUGUAGACUAUCAGUGUUAUUCGAGGAGCGGACAAUCGAUAUCAGGUGCAUUGUAGGUGGCUAUUUUGGCCAAGUUUGUCGACCUCACCACAAGGGUAGGGGCGUGGUUGAUGAUUUGUUUUUGUGCUGCGCAGGGAGGACCUUGUCGAGUCAGCCGAGCGUGGCGUAGAGAGCGAGCCGGGGGCGGUGGUAGAUAUUGUCUUGCCUUGAUGUUGCAGUACGGCCGUUGGAAUCUUUCGUGAUAUGAACGGCGUGAAGGCCUUGAGGUUUGUAAGGGGUUUUGAUCCGAUGGCGGGUUUCCCCUUGUUUCUGAUUUGCGUUGUUUUAGGUGCUUUUCGGAUGUACUCUUCGACGCACGAGUGGUGGUUAUUCACUGGCGUAAAGAACCAAGGGAGGGUGUUCGUGCGUGGAGGUAGAUUAGUCGGAUUGUACCAAAUCACUGGCGGUUUCGUGUACCGCAGAUGGGAUUGCCUUGAGGGGCGGCUAGGAGAGACGUUGAGAUACGAGUUGCGGGCCCCCUUUCCGACUGGCUUUGGGUCUGGCACUCUUCCUCCCUCCUUCUCCCUUAUGUCCCCCUACGAUGAUACAUGCCGUUAACAACACUCUUUGGACUCUGGAGGUCACACAACAAGGGCAUACC
Messenger RNA from Ectocarpus sp. CCAP 1310/34, 2644 nucleotides. The record is from the annotation of a GenBank genome assembly. NCBI's taxonomy places the organism in Eukaryota, Phaeophyceae, Ectocarpales, Ectocarpaceae.